UCUGAAAUAUCUCAAUAACUGGCGAUAAUUUCCAAUAGUGUCAGGUUUUAAGCUGCGGCCGUUUGUUCUCUGGGUGUGUACGCGGCCUGUGUAUAUGACAAUAUUUUAUUACCGCACAUUUUCGCGCUGGUGUCAGCUACAAAUUAAUCCAACACAUGUUGUUUAAAUCAGACACAUGCACACACGGAGGAGAGAGAGGAGCAGUGAUGGUAUUUUAAAAGCGAUCUAGCCUUUUGAUCCCGAGCGAUAUUCAAAUCGGUAAAACUAGCUCAGCUAGCGUUCAACGCAAUCUCAUAUUCCGUCCUUUCCCGUACCGCGACGUGGCAGUUAUCAAAUUGCUUAAUGCUGUAACGUGUUGCGUUGGGUUUCUCCGCUUCCUCCAUGUCCUGCAGUGACCUGGGAAUCGGGUUACCAUCUGUACAGAUGACCGCGACCGACCUUAUGCCCAGAAUGGUUAGCGAUCCCUACAACAUGGUCGGGGUGCCGACUAACCGCAUCAACAUGAAUCCGCCCUUCAUGUUCACCAGCGAACAAGUGGCAUGCGUAUGCGACGUGCUACAGAACUCGAACAAUAUUGGCCGCUUAGAAUCUUUCCUCUGGUCCUUGCCGCCACAUUGUCCGGAGAUCCAGAAGAACGAAAGCGUACUGAAGGCCCGAGCAACAGUGUACUUCCACCGCAAUGACUACAAAAGUCUGUACAUGCUACUGGAGUCGCACCACUUUAGUCCGGAAUCUCAUCCCAAAUUACAGCAGUUGUGGAUGCGCGCGCAUUAUAACGAAGCGGAGAAGUUGCGCGGCCGUCCACUGGGUGCCGUGGGGAAGUACCGUGUACGACGCAAAUUUCCGCUGCCCAGGACAAUCUGGGAUGGCGAGGAGACAAGUUACUGCUUUAAGGAAAAGAGCAGGAAUGUGUUGCGCGAAUGGUACACUUCGCAGCCAUAUCCAUCGCCACGAGACAAGAGAGAAUUAGCGGAAAUUACCGGGUUGACCACAACCCAAGUGUCCAACUGGUUUAAAAAUCGACGGCAACGGGAUCGCGCCGCUAACGAAAAAGACGGCCGGUCAUCCCCGAAUUCAAAUUCAGCAUCGAAUGAUCCGGCCAAUUUGAACGACGGUGACGAUUCCUCGCACGAUGGCGAUAGUGGGCCGUUAACGGGAUCGAUCGGCUCUAUGGGAAGCGUAUCGGGAGCACUGUGCAUGGAGCCGGUGGACAGCAAGCGCUCUGUCAUUAGUAGUGUCAAUAUGAAUGGCACAUUCAACCCGUUGGCGGAUGAUUUUCGAUUACGGGAUAACAGUAACAGUACUGUUAUUCAAAUGGCCAAAAUGUCAUCAGUUAAUCAUAAUCAGUAUUUUAAAACGGAGUAACAAUCAUCCCCAGAGCGGAUAUUAUAUGGAGUGGAAAAACUGGAAAUUUGAUCUCAAUCCUGUAAUAAAUCAGCUUAAUGCGCUAUAUGACUGCUCUGUACCGUGUUCAUAUUUCACCGACCGUUUUCUCAAUUAAGUAUGAUUUUCUUUUGUCGCGUGCGUUCUGUUAAAUUAUCUCAUGUACAGCGCGUAUCUUGUAAUUCGAUGUCGUACAACAUUUCGCGGUUGCCCGAAUCCAUUAAAUUUCUUAUUCGUCUG
Messenger RNA from Paramacrobiotus metropolitanus, 1623 nucleotides. Its product is annotated as homeobox protein SIX1-like. Gene Ontology annotation, biological process: regulation of transcription by RNA polymerase II. Gene Ontology annotation, cellular component: transcription regulator complex; nucleus. Bases 382 to 1365 code for a protein of 327 amino acids. Gene Ontology annotation, molecular function: RNA polymerase II cis-regulatory region sequence-specific DNA binding; DNA-binding transcription factor activity, RNA polymerase II-specific. Lineage: Eukaryota; Metazoa; Tardigrada; Eutardigrada; Parachela; Macrobiotidae. The transcript has 2 exons. The record is from RefSeq and is a predicted model, not a curated record.